GUAGACUGAGUGCGACCCAGCAGGAAGGCAGGGAGGGCGGAGAGGAGGCCACCCACCAUGGCGCUGGGCUUGGAGCAGGCCGAGGAGCAGCGGCUGUACCAGCAGACGCUCCUGCAGGACGGGCUGAAGGACAUGCUGGACCACGGCAAGUUCCUCGACUGUGUGGUGCGGGUGGGCGAGCGCGAGUUCCCGUGCCACCGCCUGGUACUGGCUGCCUGCAGCCCCUACUUCCGGGCGCGCUUCCUGGCCGAGCCUGAGAGCGCAGGCGAGCUGCGCCUAGAGGAGGUGUCCCCUGACGUGGUGGCCCAGGUGCUCCACUAUCUGUACACUUCAGAGAUCGCGCUGGACGAGGCGAGUGUGCAGGACCUGUUCGCUGCGGCGCACCGCUUCCAGAUCCCUUCUAUCUUCACCAUCUGCGUGUCCUUCUUGCAGAAGCGCCUGUGCCUGGCCAACUGCCUGGCGGUCUUCCGCCUCGGCCUCCUGCUCGACUGCGCGCGCCUCGCCGUGUCCGCCCGCGACUUCAUCUGCGCGCGCUUCUCUCUGGUGGCCCGCGACGCCGACUUCCUAGGGCUCUCGGCAGACGAGCUCAUUGCCAUCAUCUCCAGCGAUGGCCUCAACGUAGAGAAGGAGGAAGCCGUGUUCGAAGCGGUGAUGCGAUGGGCAAGCAGCGGUGACGCCGAGGCACAAGCCGAGCGCCAGCGCGCACUGCCCACGGUCUUCGAGAGCGUGCGCUUCCGCUUGCUGCCACGCGCCUUCCUAGAGAGCCGCGUGGAGCGCCACCCUCUCGUGCGUGCCCAGCCGGAGCUGCUGCGCAAGGUGCAGAUGGUGAAAGAUGCCCACGAGGGCCGCAUCACUGUGCUGCGCAAGAAGAAGAAGGAGAAGGGGAAGGAGUCGGCUGGGGCCAAGGCCACUGACAAGGGCACAACCGAAGCCAAGGCGGAGGAGGAAGAGGAGGCAGAGCGCGUCCUACCCGGAAUCCUCAAUGACACCCUGCGCUUUGGCAUGUUCCUGCAGGACCUCAUCUUCAUGAUCAGUGAGGAGGGCGCCGUGGCCUAUGACCCGGCAGCCAACGAGUGCUACUGUGCCUCCCUCUCGACCCAGAUCCCCAAGAACCAUGUCAGCCUAGUGACCAAAGAGAACCAGAUCUUCGUGGCUGGAGGCCUUUUCUACAAUGAGGACAACAAAGAGGACCCCAUGAGCGCUUACUUCUUGCAGUUUGACCACCUGGACUCAGAAUGGCUGGGGAUGCCGCCGCUGCCCUCGCCGCGCUGCCUCUUCGGCUUGGGAGAGGCUCUUAACUCCAUCUACGUGGUCGGCGGCAGAGAGCUCAAGGACGAUGAGCAAAGCCUGGACUCGGUCAUGUGCUACGACCGACUGUCGUUCAAAUGGGGCGAAUCGGACCCGCUGCCCUAUGCCGUGUACGGACACUCUGUGCUCUCUCAUAUGGACCUAGUCUACGUCAUUGGCGGGAAAGGCAGCAAUAGGAAGUGCCUGAACAAGAUGUCGGUCUACGACCCUAAGAAGUUCGAGUGGAGGGAGCUGGCGCCCAUGAAGACUCCCCGCUCACUCUUCGGGGCCACCAUCCAUGACGGCCGCAUUUUUGUAGCUGCUGGUGUCACAGACACAGGGCUGACCAGCUCAGCCGAGGUGUACAGCAUUGCAGACAACAAGUGGGCACCCUUUGAGGCCUUCCCACAGGAGCGCAGCUCACUCAGCCUGGUCAGCCUGGCGGGUACCCUCUAUGCCAUCGGUGGCUUUGCCACUCUGGAGACUGAGUCCGGAGAGCUGGUUCCCACAGAGCUCAAUGACAUCUGGAGAUACAAUGAGGAAGAGAAGAAGUGGGAAGGGGUCCUCCGGGAGAUCGCCUACGCUGCUGGCGCCACCUUCCUACCUGUGCGACUCAACGUGUUACGCCUGACCAAGCUGUGACCAGCCCAGAGGGCCUGAAUGUGCCCUGUCCCCCAUGCUGCAGACCACAGAGGCCUGGCCUUCUGGGUGGGGACUCCAGGGAGGAGUCCCUGGCAGAGGAGUUUGGCAGAGGCAGAGCCCACCUGGAUCCCAACCUGUCAUGGUGCCCCAGAGACUGCUUCAUCUGGGAAAGGGAAAUUGCUGCCCAGUGCUGGGGCUUCAGGCAGGGAUAAGAAACUUUCGGCCUCUCCAGUGUCUCAUAUCCCCCAAUGUUCUUGGUCCACGAGGCAGAAGCUCACGGGGUGUCAGGCUGCGCCCUGGUUCAGCCCCAGUCUGGCUGUGUGCUGGUAAAUGCCCCACAGGACUCAGCCUCCUUGCCUGUCAGGUGGGGAGCGACCCCAUCGAGUGCCUUGCAGCCUGAGUAACUCUCCUGUGAGAAGAAUAAAGUGCCUUCCGAGCAAGCA
Molecule: messenger RNA, 2372 nt
Organism: Capra hircus (goat)
Lineage: Eukaryota; Metazoa; Chordata; Mammalia; Artiodactyla; Bovidae
Gene: KLHL40
Product: kelch like family member 40
Exons: 6
Coding region: 58-1929 (623 amino acids)
Biological process (GO): negative regulation of protein ubiquitination; negative regulation of proteasomal ubiquitin-dependent protein catabolic process; skeletal muscle fiber development
Cellular component (GO): A band; I band
Molecular function (GO): protein binding
Source: RefSeq, a predicted model, not a curated record